AUGGCGCGACUUUCGUUGCUUGGCCUCUUUGCCCUUCUUCCUGCAUUACAGUCGACAUGGCAGGCGAGCAGCUACGAAAUCAACGGUACCACGGAUAACUUUGUCUCUGAAGCGACCCCCUUCACUCUCCGCAGCACCAGACCGCCAGAAUGCCCCCCAUGCUUCAACUGCCAGCUCGAUGCCUUCAAAUGCCACCAGUUUGGCAAAUGCAAUAAAUUCAACGGCAAAUGCGAUUGCCCACCUGGAUUUGGUGGUGAUGACUGUGCUGAGCCGUUAUGCGGCUCUUUGGCCGAUGGACGGGACAGAACUCCUCGCAAAGGCUCAUCCUGCCAGUGCAAGGACGGCUGGUCUGGAAUUAACUGUAACAUGUGCGAUACGAACGAUGCUUGUAAUGCUAUGAUGCCUGAGAAAGAGGGAGGCGUCUGCUAUAGGCACCAUAACGGAGGAGAAACCAUCGCCGAGAACUAUCAAAUGUGCGAAGUCACCAACCGAAAGAUUCGCGACAUGCUCAAGGAAAAGAAGCCGCAGGUGACAUUCUCAUGCAAGGAAGAAGACAAGACAUGCAACUUUCAGUCUUCGGCUUGGCUAGUCUGGGUUGAUCAACUGGAGUCAUUCUACUGCUCCCUUGAUAAAUGCAAAUGGAAUAUGGAAAUAACGGCUAAUCAGAAUACCACGACAUACGAGUGCCAGAAUAUUAAGUGUGGAUGCGUUCCCGAUCGAAUGCUAUGCGAGAAAACGGGUGUUAGCUUAGAACCACUGUUCGGACAGCUUACGGGCCCGGCUAAGUUUACUUCGACCUCUACCCAAGGCGACAGUUCCAAGGAUGGAAGUGCGUUCUCAGAGCCUGUCAUCGAUAAGGUGAUAACGGAUAUUUUCGGUGAUAAGUCUAUUCUAUUAGACUGCUGGUCCAGCGAGUGUUUAUACAAGACAGCGGUACCGGGAUACAAGCCACCAGUAAAGGUUAUCAACACUCCGCUCAUCGCUGGAAUUAUCGCCGGGUGUUCACUUUUCAUUGUUGGCGUCAUACUCCUCAUCUGGUACCUAUCGAGGCGGAAGGUCUACAAUCAAUACAGCUCUCUCGCUGAUGAUUCCGAUGAUGAGGGUUCAAAGCUCAUGGCAGACCAUAAGCCGGCAGCAUUGCAGUUUGAAAAUAUCGCCUACUAUAUCAACGGCCAACAAAUACUCGGGGGUAUUCGUGGGGUUGCGAAACCCGGUCAGGUCACAGCGAUCAUGGGAGCAUCUGGUGCAGGAAAGACAACAUUCUUGGAUAUUCUCGCCAGAAAGAAUAAACGGGGUAUCGUUCACGGCGAUAUAUAUGUUAAUGGUGAAAAAUUCAAUGAUAGCGAGUAUAGGAAAGUUGUUGGAUUCGUUGAUCAAGACGACACCAUGCUACCUACCUUGACAGUCCACGAAACCAUCUUGAACAGUGCAUUGCUCCGCUUACCUCGGGAUAUGAGUGAGGCAGCCAAACAGCAGCGUGUAUAUGAGGUUGAAAAGCAACUUGGUAUUCACCAUAUCAAGGAUCAACUCAUUGGUUCUGAGGAAGGCAAAGGCCGUGGUAUAUCCGGUGGUGAGAAAAAACGUGUUAGCAUCGCGUGCGAGCUUGUCACAAGUCCAAGUAUACUGUUCCUUGAUGAGCCAACCAGCGGUUUAGAAUCACUGCUGAGGCCAAAGGACAAACGGCGUUCAUCUCUAAAGCAACGUCAGGACAGACAGCUCUACACUCGCAAGAGGGGAUCGGGACUUGAGUCGCCACCAGACCCGCAAACGGACAAUGAAGACAGCCAUGUCAUGAGUCUAGCCGAGCGUGCUCAACAAUGGCUACCACUGUCUAAACAACAAGGCCAAGUUCCUCCACAAAUCCUAGAAGAUCCAGAUCAUCUUCCUCCCAUCGCAUCCGGAUAUGCCACAGAUCUUGACGUCCUCGUUUCUUACUAUGUUAACUCAAAUGUGGCCAACUCCAUUCGUGAAGAGAUAUCUGCCUCCGUUCAAGAAGCUCUUUCUGCAAAUGGACAGGUUAAUUCGUCGCAACAAACCAAUGAUAUCACCGCCAACCAAAUGACGGGAUACGCCAGAGUCGGCCUCAUAAGACAAUUCAUUAUUCUGUCCAGCCGUACCUGGAAAAAUCUUUACCGGAACCCAAUGCUUAUGCUCACUCAUUAUGCAACCGCUAUUCUCCUUGCAGUUUUAUCCGGGUAUCUCUUCUACGGCCUCACAGAUGAUAUCAAAGGCUUCCAGAACCGCCUCGGCUUGUUUUUCUUCCUCCUUGCCCUUUUUGGCUUCAGCACACUGACAAGUUUGACUGUAUUUUCCUCUGAACGACUUCUCUUCGUCCGAGAACGUGCCAAUGGAUAUUACGCUCCAAUUACCUACUUCACGGCCAAGGUUAUGUUCGAUAUCAUACCGUUGCGAUUGAUCCCUCCUAUUAUAAUGGGUAUGAUCGUAUACCCCAUGGUGGGACUUAUCCCGGACUGGCCGGAAUUCUCGAAAUUCAUUCUCAUUCUUGUUCUCUUUAAUCUCGCUGCGGCGGGGAUCUGCUUGUUUAUCGGUAUCGUCUUCCGAGACCCAGGCGUCGCGAACUUGAUUGGUAGCUUGGUGAUGUUGUUCAGUCUCUUAUUUGCCGGUUUACUACUCAACCACAAUGCGAUUCCAGCUUCGGCACUAUGGCUGCAAACUCUAUCCAUCUUCCACUACGCUUUUGAAGGCCUCAUUGUUAACGAGGUCACAUAUCUCACGCUUAUUGACCAUAAGUAUGGUCUUGAUAUUGAAGUUCCAGGCGCUUCUAUCUUAAGUGCCUUUGGUUUCAACAACCUCGCCUUGUGGAGCGAUGUCGCCGGUCUAGGCGUUAUCUCCGGCGUUUCCAUCGUCAUGGCCUAUGUAGCCAUGCACUUCUUGCUUGUUGAAAGGAGAUAG
Molecule: messenger RNA, 2913 nt
Organism: Microsporum canis CBS 113480
Lineage: Eukaryota; Fungi; Ascomycota; Eurotiomycetes; Onygenales; Arthrodermataceae
Product: ATP-dependent permease
Exons: 4
Coding region: 1-2913 (970 amino acids)
Cellular component (GO): membrane
Molecular function (GO): ATP binding; ATP hydrolysis activity; ABC-type transporter activity
Source: RefSeq, a predicted model, not a curated record